Messenger RNA from Fusarium vanettenii 77-13-4, 1374 nucleotides. RefSeq lists its product as uncharacterized. NCBI's taxonomy places the organism in Eukaryota, Fungi, Ascomycota, Sordariomycetes, Hypocreales, Nectriaceae. The transcript is spliced from 2 exons. The record is from RefSeq and is a predicted model, not a curated record. Bases 1 to 1374 code for a protein of 457 amino acids.
AUGCAGGACGACCCUGCCAUCCGUCUCUGGCUUAAUGACGUAUCAGACGGUCCGCCAGAUAGCCAUGUCGCGAUUGACGAAAGCGAAGCAACAUCGCGUAAGCGAAAGCCAUCUCAACAGCGCGCCUCGUCGGUAUCAACAGAAGGAUACACCGAAAAUCUGUCUGCUAUAUCAAAAAAACGAAAGAUUGACAAUCCCCAUCUCACUUUCCGAGCCGAGGACAUGAAGACAGGCACCAUGCACAACCCACCAUCCAGACCAUCUCUGGAGUCCUCCGAACUUUCUGAAGCCAUCACCACCAAGACAAUGUCAGAGUCCUCUAUUUUCUGGGGGGAGAUGAGGAGACUUCCUGCAGAUGAUGCAGGUCUCGGUUAUCAAGAGCUCAACGUCGAUGCACCUCCGCCUGUGGCUGCCGACUUGGUUCAGCGCUUUGGAGAAAUCAGUAAGGGCAUUGGAAUUCUGCCACAUGAGUCCAAGGAAGAUAUAACAAGUCAUGUUCAACAACAGAGCUGGAACCUUCAGCCAUGGAAAAUGGCCUUUCUGGAAAAGGGUGAUGAGUCUAACGCCGCUCUCCCUGGCUCUGUCCCGGCGUGGGAAGACGUGUUUAAUCUGUGUUUGCGUGCAAGAGACUGCUUCCUCGAAGGCCACGAUGGGACCAGUUGGAAAAUCGAGGUUCAUUAUGAACUUCUUAAAAAGAUCUUUCGAGCAUCUGGGCAAGGCCAUGACGGCUCCUUGGACUUUAUGUCGUGCACAACUGCUCGCCCGGAACGGACCUAUCUCCCGCGGCCUUGGGAAGCAAAAUUGGUGGACUUUUGCCUUUUUGACAACACAGACGCCGAUAGUCAAGCUCGACUGGAUUUUAUAAGUGUUACACCUGCUCGAUCGGUGAACCACACUGGUUACCGCCCUCUUCACCGCCGCCCUAUCGUUCUUAGCAUCGAAACUUGGCGUCCUGAAAAAACCUUGGACAAGAAAAACCUUGCAAUGGGUGUGUGGCAUGCUACGCAGUGGAGCUUUCUUCGAUCAGCUGUAGCUCGAAAGUUCAGAGAAGAUGAUCGAGAAACAGCUAGCAAACUAGCUUAUAAAGCGCUGAGGGAACUUGGAUUUAUUCCUGGAGUCAUCAUCCAUGGUCAUCACUGGCUGUUUGUUUUUUCGACACUGGAAUCUUGGACGGCACUUGUUGAUGGGCGCGAACAAACAGUCUAUCGGACUGUGUUGUGGGCUGGACAGGAAUUUGGAUCGACGCGGAGUAUGCGCAAGGCUUAUCAGAUUGUUGCUGGACUUAGGCGUUUGGCUGGAUGGGCUACUGAUGUUUACAUGCCUUGGUAUCGGCGACAUGUGCUUUUAAUUAGGGAUCAGGAUAAGGAUGCGUGA